This is a messenger RNA of Thecamonas trahens ATCC 50062, 1473 nucleotides long. Its product is annotated as transmembrane protein 180. The transcript is spliced from 2 exons. The record is from RefSeq and is a predicted model, not a curated record. Bases 1 to 1428 code for a protein of 475 amino acids. NCBI's taxonomy places the organism in Eukaryota, Apusomonadida, Apusomonadidae.
AUGGUUGUUGGAGUCGCUCAGCUGUAUGCCGUUGUGGGCUUUGGCAUGGUCCUCGUGCACAACACGUUUCUCGUCUUUGCCGUCGAUACCUUUGUCGCCGUCCACCGAUUGGCCUUUGGCCCAUUUGCUUCGGCGCUGGCUGUCUUUGCUCUCUGGAAUUCGGUCAACGAUCUGGCCUUUGGCUGGCUCCUCGAUGGCUGGCUUCUCAAGCAUCAGCCAGACUCGCCGAACUGGAUCGGCGUGCACUACGGCCUUGCUCUUUGUGCCUACGAUGGUGUCUUUACUCUGGUUGUCCUCUUGCACAACGCGCUCAUGACAGAGCUCGCUGCUCGUCCCUCGGUUCGCGGCAAGGCCGUGUCGGCCAACGCGCUGGCAUCAGUCUUGGCCUCGCUCCCGGCCUUUGGCGCCUACUUGCUCUGGUCACCAACGGAUGGGCCGCGCUUUGCCGCCUUUCAGAAGCUCGCUGUGGUCUUUGCCGUCGUCUCGACGUUGGCCAUCGGCGGCGGAGCCUGGCUGCUGCAGCCACACGAGCGGCGGAUGCGGGAGAUGCGGGCACGGAAGCAGCGCGAGUCAGAGUCGGACAAGCUAAUGAUGGAGAAAAAGGAGGGCGAGUCUCAGCAGCGGCCGCUGUCGCUGAUGCGUGUGCUGGCGGCGCUGGCGUGCCUGCCCAACUUUGUCUGGUUCACCGCCGUCAACUUUCUGCAGAUCCUGGUGUGCUCGUUCAACAACACGUUCUUCCGGCUCUUCCUCGACUUUUAUCUCGGGUCUGUGGUGAGUGCAUCCGCGCGUGCGAUGCUUGUCACGGCGUCGUACGUUCUUCCGCACGUCUUUACCAUUGUCUCGGGCGCGCUAGUGGCCCGGCACGGUGCGUAUCUGGUCAUCCGCGCGCUCUUUCGGGCCCGAGUCGGUCUGGGCGUGGCGGCAUGGCUCGCGGUGGCCCUACCUGCUCUGGGCGGGACGACGACGGCUGCGGUGUGCCUCGGAAGCUUUGUCGUCCUCAAUCGGCUUGUCACCGAGGGCACGUGCCGGCUGAUGAACGUGGCUCUCGCCGACGUGGUUGAUGAGGAGGCGGCGGUGGCCAAGCGGGCGACGCCGCUCUCGGCGCUUAUCUUUGGCACCAACGCGUUUGUGACCAAGCCGGCUCAGUCGUUGGCGCCGGCGCUCGGGUGGUACUUUCUCUCUGCGAGCUCGUCGUUUGCGUCGCCGGCUGCCGACGGGAGUGCGGCAUCGUCGUUUUUUGCCAGCGACGGCGACGCGGACGCGCGGCAGGCGACGUACAGCGAGGCAUCGGGCGAGCUGCAGAGUCUGAUCGGCAAGCUCGUGGUGCUUGUGCCGGCGCUUGCUGGGAGCCUCCAGCUCCUCGCUUGGUCGCAGUACUCGCUGCGGGGCUGGUAUCUGCGGACGGUCAAGGCGAGCCACGAGGCGUGAGUCGCCGAGGCACAGGCGCCUGCGCGGUAAAUUUACGUGGGGCAG